This is a messenger RNA of Adineta ricciae, 714 nucleotides long. NCBI's taxonomy places the organism in Eukaryota, Metazoa, Rotifera, Eurotatoria, Adinetida, Adinetidae. The record is from the annotation of a GenBank genome assembly.
AUGUCCUAUCAAACAGAUGAUCAGCAACAUGCUUUACGUACACAACCACAAUUAUUAAUGACAAAUCAAACGGACGAGAACGGUCUAGGAAUGCACGCGAAAAUGGCGGCAUUGACAGCCGAGGAUUUCAUUUAUCGUGCACGUUUAGCUGAAAAAGCUCUACGAUACGAAGACAUGUUGAUUCAAAUGAGACAUCUACUCGAUUUGAAAAAGAAAUUGUCUGCUGACGAAAGAAAUCUACUUGUUGUUGCUUAUAAAAACACGGUGACAACACGACGAACAGCGAUUGUCAAAGAUGUUCUAACACCAAAUGCACGAAACGAUGCAGAACAAAUCGCCUUCUACGAACGUAUGAAAGGUGAUUUUAUUCGAUAUGAAAUUGAAAUAGCUUCAGCAAACCUUCGAGAAUCAUUACAAAACGAAGCUAAUCGUUGCUAUUUGAACGCCAAAGAGCUCGCGGAAAACCAUCUACCUGCCUAUCAUCCCGUUCGUGUCGGAAUUAUGCUCAAUUACUCGGUUUUUUGUUUUAAUUCAAAAUCAAAAGCAGACAAUGCUUUGAAAAUAGCUAAGCAAGCAUACGAAGAAGCAUUAGCCGAUUACGAUCAAUUGCACAAUGAAGAAAUGCGUCGUGAUGCGCAUGCAUUGAUGAAAUCUCUCCAAAACAAUAUGAAACACUUUGCCAAAGGUCCUGGCAGUGAUGUCGAAGAAAUAUAA